AUGAGGCACUUUGGUCUUGUGCGGUUGCUCGCCUUUGCGCUGCUGUUCGUUGGCCUCGUCGCCGCUUGGUCGAAAGAAGACCAUGAGAUAUUCCGCCUGCGAGAUGAGCUGCACGCUACCCAGGGCCAGAAUGUAACUUUUUACGACUUCCUCGGAGUCAAGCCCAAUGCCGGCCAGACUGAUAUUGUCAAGGCCUAUCGCAAGAAAUCCAAACAAUUGCACCCCGACAAAGUCAAGCGCGCCUUCAUCGCCAACUACCACCGCCCGCGCAAAGCCAAACCCGGCUCUAAGCCUGGGGUCCGUGUCUCUAAGGGGCCUACGGACCGCGAGAUCGAGAAGGCUCACAAGCUCGCCACUCAACAGUUUGCUCGUCUAGGCUUAAUUGCAGAUAUUCUCAAGGGCCCCGGCCGUGAACGCUACGAUCAUUUCUUGAACAAUGGAUUCCCCGCAUGGAAAGGUACAGGAUACUACUAUAAUCGGUUCCGUCCUGGACUGGGUACUGUAUUAUUUGGAUUGUUCCUUGCCUUUGGCGGAGCUGCUCAUUACGCCGCCCUUGUCCUAAGCUGGAAACGACAGAGGCAGUUCGUGCAACGUUAUGUCAGACAGGCUCGCCGGGCAGCUUGGGGUGACGAAUUUGGUGUUCCUGGUGUUUCUAAUGUCGGAGAGAGUGUUGCGGACUCCAGUGCACAUACCACUGCUGCUGCCACGGGGGAAAACACAGGUGAAGAAGGCGCCGCUCCUGUACCGGUCAACCGCCGUCAGAAGCGCAUGAUGGAACGGGACAGUCGCAAGGAAGGCAAGAAACCGGUCAAGGCCGCUAAGGUUGCCAAACCAUCUGUCAACCGUGAAGACUCUUCCGCCCCUGGAUCCGGUACAGCCACUCCCGCCGGUGUUGAGACUAGAAACAGGAAACGUGUAAUUGCAGAGAAUGGCAAGGUUCUACUGGUCGAUUCCUCGGGUGAUGUCUACCUUGUUGAAGAGAACGAGGAUGGAGUCAAGGAGGAAUUUCUCCUUGAUGCUGACGAAAUUCCCAAGCCCACCUUCCGUGACACCAUGGUUUGCAGACUUCCCAUCUGGUUCUAUGAGAGGACCGUUGGACGAGUCGUCGCUACUGCCCCUGACUCCUCGGCAGCUGAUACCUAUGAACAGGCCGAAGAGGAAGAAACAGUGGCUCAAGUGGAAGAGAGAACCUCUUCCAGUACACAGAAGAAGAAGAAAGGUAGAAGGGGUUGA
Molecule: messenger RNA, 1233 nt
Organism: Nannizzia gypsea CBS 118893
Lineage: Eukaryota; Fungi; Ascomycota; Eurotiomycetes; Onygenales; Arthrodermataceae
Product: DnaJ domain-containing protein
Exons: 3
Coding region: 1-1233 (410 amino acids)
Cellular component (GO): endomembrane system
Source: RefSeq, a predicted model, not a curated record